GUGAAAUUGUAGUCCGCUGGUGGCGUAACUGUUCUGAAUUCAAGAUGGCGUCGUUAAUGGAUUCGUUCGAACAACAAUUUGCUGGUUUAACAGCUGAUAUUACUACAAAAACAGGCCGAAUACCUAAUUUAACCAAAGGAGAUAAAAAAAUAAUGGUUAAUCAAGUAGAGAAGCAUUUAGAAGAAGCUCAAGAACUAUUGGAACAGAUGGAUUUAGAAGUUAAAAGUAUGCCACCAAAUGAUCGUCCAAAAUAUCAGAACAGAAUGAAAAGUUAUCAUGCUGAAUUUAAUCGUCUAAAUAAAGAAUUGGCAAGUUCUGAUUAUUUUUUGGAACAGAUGGAUUUAGAAGUUAAAAGUAUGCCACCAAAUGAUCGUCCAAAAUAUCAGAACAGAAUGAAAAGUUAUCAUGCUGAAUUUAAUCGUCUAAAUAAAGAAUUGUUGGAACAGAUGGAUUUAGAAGUUAAAAGUAUGCCACCAAAUGAUCGUCCAAAAUAUCAGAACAGAAUGAAAAGUUAUCAUGCUGAAUUUAAUCGUCUAAAUAAAGAAUUGAAAACCCAGUUAUUAGACAAUACAGAGAGACUUGAACGAUCAUCACGCAAACUACAUACUGGAUAUAAAAUUUCUGUUGAAACAGAACAAAUUGGAGCUGAAAUUUUAAAUGAUCUGCAUUCUCAAAGAGAAACAAUUCAAAAAGCAAGACAAAAGUUAAGAGAAACAGAUGAUGACUUAGGAAAAAGUUCAAGAAUUUUAACUGGAAUGAUAAGAAGGGUCAUCCAGAAUCGUGUAAUCCUGUUUGUAGUGGGAAGUAUUAUAUUGUGUGUUAUAGUAACAGCAAUUUAUUUUAUGGUUAAAAGAAGUUGAAUGUCCAGAUAUCUUAUCUAAAACUCUUAUAUUCCAUAAUAAUAAUUUACUGAUGUAAAGAUGCAAAUAUCAAAUGUGACAACUUUGUCAAUUGUUAACUGUCCAAAGUUAAUAAUUCUUAAUAACAUUCAGGAAGCAAAUUUGAAUAUUAUAAAUAUAAAUGUAGCUUUUGAAAGUUUGAAACAAUUUUUUAUUUAAUCCUAUAUAAAAUAUUU
Messenger RNA from Centruroides sculpturatus (bark scorpion), 1075 nucleotides. It is a transcript of the gene Vti1a, whose product is annotated as vesicle transport through interaction with t-SNAREs homolog 1A-like. The transcript is spliced from 9 exons. Gene Ontology annotation, cellular component: endoplasmic reticulum membrane; SNARE complex; ER to Golgi transport vesicle membrane. Bases 45 to 860 code for a protein of 271 amino acids. Gene Ontology annotation, biological process: retrograde transport, endosome to Golgi; intracellular protein transport; macroautophagy. Lineage: Eukaryota; Metazoa; Arthropoda; Arachnida; Scorpiones; Buthidae. The record is from RefSeq and is a predicted model, not a curated record. Gene Ontology annotation, molecular function: SNAP receptor activity; SNARE binding.